AUGAACUCAAAACUACAAAUGCCUGAGCUAUCAUGCAUGGAGCCAGAGAACUAUCGAAAAUAUUUCCGUGCUUUAUGUUGGAUGGCUAAGAGGAAAGUAGAUAAAAAAUCGCAAAAGAGGCUUGGUAAAAAGGAAAGACUGAGAAGAUUAAAAGCUGUGGGUACUGUGAGUUCUUGCGUUUCCCCAGUAUUGUUGCGAAAUCCAUCACCAUUCACGGUAUACGCUACAGUACGAAAAUUAGUGCUGUCUCGAUGGCGCCAACUUAGCUCAGCGUAUACUGAAGGCUCUGAUGAUAGUGACAAUGAAGGAGCAUCCUGUAGUCAUCAGCCUGUUCCUAAAGUUCCAAAGAUUACUGGCAUUGGUCUUCGCAUGGUGUUUUCUCUUAUAUCUCAAGCAAGAUUCUCAGAUGUGCAAUUUUGUGAACAUUCACUCAAAGCUUUACUGGACGUUCUGCAAGGACACACGCCUGAAGAGAUGGCUUACGAGCCUUACGAGAUAAUUUCAAACCUGCACUCCAUGCUCGUUGAAAUCGCUAGUGGCAGCGGAUCCACUGGAAAAACUGAGACACCUACCAGUAUCACUGCCCUGAGUAGUUCUUGCCUCAUAGCGCUGUCAGUCGCUAGGGGCGAGGCUGAACUGAUACUUAAUGCAGUUGCUUCACUUAUCAUGACAUCCCCAACACUGUCAGAACAAUACAUGCAGAUUCCUUCUAAUUUGACUACUCUUCAAAGAAGUGUUCAAUCAGUAAUACUUGGGGCUUCGGUGCGCAACCAAUGGAUAAACUUCGGAGUGCCACAUCAAUCCCUCGUAUCUAGUUUUCCAGUCGACUUACCUUCACUAAUGACUUCUGGUCCAGGAGAGCUGGUAGUUCGUUCUUUAGCAUCAGACGGCUGCUUUCUUUACGUGUAUACUUCAAAAGGCUUAUUGAAAAUCGGAUCGGGUUACGGCAGUUCUAUCAGACAACAUGUUUAUCUAUACAAACCUGAUUUCUUCGCUGGCGAUCGACAUGGAUGGCUUGGAUAUUGUAAGAACAAAUUGUUCGUUAGAAUUGGAAGAAAAAAACCUGAAGUAUAUGAAGUUGAUGGUGAAACAUUGGAAGUAAAAGGUGUUAUAAAACUAGAUCCUGGAAACUCUGGACAGACUGAAUCUAAAUCAGCUGUCUUUACUGAUGGCAACCAGCUUGGACUCGUUUUGCUUACAGCAUAUGAUAAUCUCUCAAUAAAAAUGUAUGAUAUGACCUCGCUACCAGAACGUGUGGAAAAUACUCCCAUUACACUGUCAUCACGUAAAGAUCUGAAUGUGCAUCUACUAAGGCGAAGGACUUUGGCUUUGGGAAGAGCUCCAUUUGAAGAUGGUAUGUCUAGAAGGUCGACAGAGCUGGAUACACCGAUAGCGAUGCAAUUCGAUGAUAACGAUGAGGAUCCUCUAUUGGGCAUAUGUGCUGGUCAAGAUUUUGGGCUUCUUACUACUGCCACCGGAAAAGUGUAUUAUACCGGCAAAGGUACCAGCCUUGGUUAUAAAGUGGCAUCUCCGCAUACUGGGCGGUGGACUCUCAUGAAAGAAACUUUGUUUAACAGGAAUGAACCUAACGUAAAGAAGUGCAAAGUUAUUCAGGUAGCUGUAGGUCACGAGGGUGUUCACGCGAUUUUAGUGCUGGAUAAUGGGAGUGCCCUAUUCACCGGAAUCGCGCGGCGCGGUGAAGACGGUGACAGCAAUAAACAUCGUCGCACUCCGAAACCUACGCGCCCUAAGAAAAUUACUAAGAUCGACGGUCACUUCGUGGUGUACGCGGCCUGUAACUAUGGUUCCACUGCUCUGGUCACAAGACAAGGCUUACUGUUUAUGUUCGGGAAGGACACGCAACAUUGCGACUCUGCGGGAGUUGUCACUGGACUCAGGCACGAGAGAGUAACUCAGGUUGCUUUAGGUAAAGCUCAUGCUGUAGCUUUGACAACUUUUGGUCAAGUAUACACGUUCGGUAUUAACAACAAGAGCCAAUGCGGCCGAGAGUUUGGUUAUACUAAGGAGAAGAUGUGUCCACGUCGUACAAACAAAGAGGACGUUCGUGUGUGUGAAGGUGCUCACACCUGGCUCACGGACUACUGUCGUAUAUGCACAGUUUGUCGACAAUGUACGGGCUUUGCUGCUAAUUGCCGCUGCGCUGCGAUGCCAAACCGCGUGCCGGGAGAGAGAUGCGGCUGCGGUGAGGGAGACAGCGGCUGUACCGUUUGCGGCAUAUGUCGCAAAUGUGCUGAGGCUUCUACUUCCACUCGACUAGAGAAGGCCGCCGAGAUGCUUGAAGACUUAGACGCUUCUCACUCUGAAGCUAAAAGUGACGCGGAGUGCUCGAAAGUGUCUGCGUUCGAGGGUACGUCGAGUAUGAUGGUGGGGCCGGAGGGCGAGCGCGAGGCGGGUGCGAAGGUGACCAGCGUGCCGCCGGCACGCGUCGCCGUGCCCGGCGGACACCGCGUCGUCGCCGUCGCCUGUGGACUGCACCACACCGCGCUGCUCACGGAGCACGGUAACCAUUACAAAUAUCACUCGUGCAGAUAA
This is a messenger RNA of Parnassius apollo (apollo), 2553 nucleotides long. The record is from the annotation of a GenBank genome assembly. NCBI's taxonomy places the organism in Eukaryota, Metazoa, Arthropoda, Insecta, Lepidoptera, Papilionidae.